Messenger RNA from Chroicocephalus ridibundus (black-headed gull), 6840 nucleotides. It is a transcript of the gene GAB1, whose product is annotated as GRB2 associated binding protein 1. The record is from RefSeq and is a predicted model, not a curated record. Lineage: Eukaryota; Metazoa; Chordata; Aves; Charadriiformes; Laridae. The transcript has 11 exons. Gene Ontology annotation, cellular component: cytoplasm. Gene Ontology annotation, molecular function: signaling adaptor activity. Gene Ontology annotation, biological process: signal transduction. Bases 780 to 2945 code for a protein of 721 amino acids.
CCGCGCCGUGGCUCCUCCGCCCGGGGCGGUGCGGUGCGGUGCCUGCGUCCGGCGCUGUGGAGAAAAGUGGGCUGGGGGCGAGGAAAGGCGGGAAGGGGAGAGGAGGGGGACACACGACGCCGUGAAUACCAGGGUAAACCCCUCCCACCCUCGCUGGGAGGGAGAGGACUCAGCCCCGGGGCUAGACCGACCCAGCCACCGCCCCCCGCCCCGCCCGGAGGUGAAGCGCUGGCCGAUCGCCUCCUCCCGGCGCCGGGGGGAGGAGGAAGGGGAAGGAGCAAGUCCGGGGAGCGGCGGCCGGCGCGGAGCUCGGCCCGGCGGCGGGGCGAGGGGAGGGAAGGGGAGGAGAAGGGGAGCCCCCCGCGGCCCUUCCCCGGCGGGAGGGUCCCGGCGGCGGCGGGGGGGGCGGUGCCAGCGAGGCGGGGCGGCGGCUGGAUCCUGCCCUGGGACGCCGGAGCCGGAGAAGUUGCGGCGGGGCGGCGGCCGCCCCUGUCGUCUCUCCCCGAUGUUCGUGUGACUCGGCGGCGGCGAGGAGGAGGGAGGGGGGGGAAAGAACCUCCCGCCUCAGCCCCGCUCCGGCUGGUUGUUGUGCGUGAGAGACAGACAGGCACACACACACCGCUCCCCCCGUCCCGCCCCUGCCCUCGCCCCGCAGCCCCGGGAGGCCGGAGCGGGCGCGGUGCUGCCGCCGCGUCUCGGGGCUCCCUCGGCCCGGCCCGGGCGCCGCCGCUGCCGGAGGAGGAGGAGAAGGACUGCCCCGGCGGGCAGGCGGCCCAGCCAUGAGCGGCGGGGAGGUGGUCUGCUCGGGCUGGCUCCGAAAGUCACCACCGGAGAAGAAGUUGAAACGCUACGCAUGGAAGAGGAGAUGGUUUGUGCUUCGCAGUGGCCGUUUAACGGGGGAUCCAGAUGUAUUGGAAUACUACAAAAAUGACCAUGCCAAGAAGCCUAUCCGUAUUAUUGACUUAAAUUUGUGUCAACAAGUGGAUGCUGGAUUGACGUUCAACAAGAAAGAGUUUGAAAACAGUUAUAUUUUUGAUAUCAACACUAUAGACAGAGUUUUCUAUUUGGUAGCAGACAGCGAGGAGGAGAUGAAUAAGUGGGUUCGAUGUAUCUGUGAUAUCUGUGGGUUCAACCCUACAGAUGAAGACGCUGUGAAGCCACCAGUCAGUUCUUUACAACCAUCUGCUGAGUUACCCUUGCCCAUCAACACUUCACCGCCUUCCAUGCAAGCAGAAUCUUCCCUACCUCCUCCUUAUCAGCUUAUUAACAUCCCCCCACUGGAGUCUUCCUCUGGUCAAGAAGAUCCUCAAGAUUACCUACUCCUAAUAAACUGUCAAAGUAAAAAACCUGAACCUAUGAGAUCUCAUGCUGACUCGGCGAAAUCCAGCUCUUCUGAAACAGACUGCAAUGAUAACGUGCCCUCCCACAAAAAUCCUGCUCCGUCAGCGGGCAAGCAUGCUGUGAAUGGCUUUUUUCAGCAGCAAGGUGUCUAUGACUCUCCACCUUCUCGUGCUGGACAGACACUGACAGACUGCAGCCUUUAUAACCUUCCCAGGAGUUACUCGCAGGAUGUUUUACCGAAGGCAGCCUCUCCAUCUGGGACUGAGGCGGAAGGAGAGCAACAUGUUUUCAGUACCCCGUCAGCAUCAUCUUCAUUAGAUGCACAGAUGAGACACAUCUCCAUUAGCUAUGACAUUCCCCCCACGCCUGGAGGUACUUAUCAGAUUCCACGAACUUUUCCAGAGGGAACGUUGUCUCAGACUUCAAAACUGGAGACUAUUCCAGAUAUUCCUCCACCUCGGCCACCAAAACCUCACCACGCUGCAGAUCGAUCUCCUGUGGAAACAUGUAGCAUUAGUCGCACUGCUUCAGACACUGAUAGUAGUUAUUGCAUCCCCACAGCAGGAAUGCCACCCUCACGCAGUAAUACCAUUUCAACUGUAGAUUUGAAUAUCUUUCGUAAAGAAAUUAGUUCUCAAGACUGUUAUGAUAUUCCACGAACGUUUCCGAAUGACAGAUCUAAUUCAUUGGAGGGCUUCCAUAACCACUUUAAAAACAGAAGCAUGUUGACAGUGGGAAGUGUUUCAAGUGAAGAACUAGAUGAAAAUUAUGUCCCAAUGAAUCCCAACUCUCCUCCACGACAGCAUUCCAGCAGCUUCACUGAACCCAUCCAGGAAACAAACUAUGUACCAAUGACACCAGGCACAUUUGAUUUUCCGUUAUUUGGAAAGCAAGUCCCUCCUCCUGCUCACAUGGGUUUCAGGUCCAGUCCAAAGACUCCUCCCAGACGGUCAGUACCUGCUGCAGAAUGUGAGCCACCACCAGUGGAUCGGAACCUCAAGCCAGACAGAAAAGGUCAAAGUCCUAAAAUUUUAAGACCUAAACCACAUGGUUUAGAGCGAACUGAUUCACAAACCAUAGGUGACUUUACUACAAGAAGAAAGGCAAAACCAGCUCCACUAGAAAUAAAACCUCUGCCUGAAUGGGAAGAAUUGCAAGCCCCCGUUAGAUCUCCUAUCACCAGAAGCUUUGCACGAGACUCCUCCAGGUUUCCCAUGUCUCCCAGACCGGAUUCAGUUCAUAGCACAACUUCCAGCAGUGACUCGCACGACAGUGAAGAGAAUUAUGUAUCCAUGAAUCCAAAUCAGUCCACUGAAGACCCAAAUUUGUUUGGAAGCAACAGUCUUGAUGGAGGAAGCAGCCCUAUGGUAAAACCUAAAGGAGAUAAACAAGUAGAAUAUUUAGAUCUGGACCUAGAUUCAGGAAAAUCUACCCCACCUCGUAAGAAAAAGAGCAGCGGUUCAGGCAGCAGCGUGGCAGAUGAAAGAGUUGAUUAUGUUGUGGUUGACCAGCAGAAAACGCUAGCACUGAAGAGCACACGAGAGGCAUGGACUGAUGGGAGACAGUCUACAGAAUCUGAAACACCUACAAAAAGCGUGAAAUGAAAAUACUGCUUUUUCUUUAAAGAACAGAAAGAAGUGAAUUUGCAGAAUUACAGAACCACAGUGGCAGUGUUGUUCGACUGUACAGUACCUGAUUCACUGGUGUGUGAAUAGGUUCUUGAUCGAAUACGAUGGCAGCCAAAGGACACUUUGAAUAUAUCAAAGGAAUUUUAAGAUCAUAAAUUGGCUCUGUGGUCUCUGGAAAAAUUGCAACCUGUAAAUAACAUGUAAAAUAGUAUUGCUUAGCUUUCAGAAAACCUUUUGUUCUGUAGUUAACACAUUUGUAGUAUUACUAUGUUUAUGCACUUUUUCAGUUACCGUGUUGGUUCAGGUAUUCCCAGUUAGUGUACCUUAACGCCUAAUUCAUCUGGAGAAUUUUUUUUUCCUUACACUACUAUUCCUUACAAUUUUAGGUUAAUUAAGCUACAUGUAGAUACAGAAAUUAAUAUUUGAACUUCAUUUUAACAAUUUAAAAUUGAUUUUGCAGAAAUACUUCACAAUUGAAUAAUCUACUUGAAAUGCCAAGAGACGGCCAUUAGUUACAUACUUGUUUAUAUUUAAUACACGCAAGAUUAUGUGGAAGUCUACAGGUAACCUUCCUAACAAAAAUUGCUGUGAGUUAAUAAUAAUGAACUGUACUGGGUUUAGCGCUACAAUCCUGGCUUAUAUGUUAGUUGUUAGCGGUGGAACUUCUAUUGUAUUUUAUUAAUGACAGUGUUCUGUGUUCAAUGGGUGAAGAUUCUGCAGGGUGGGAUCUUACACUUUUAAAGACUGAAUAAUUAAAUAUCAAGUAAGCCUGCAAACCACUGAUGGCAUGCAGUAAUAUUGUGAUCUCACACUUAUUAACAAGAAAUAACCUUUAUAUUAUUUACAGAAGGUAGAGUAUAUAAAUCAGGUACGUACCAAGCACUAUUGUGCUAAUACACUGAUCAGGUUUAGACAAUGAGCUUUAGUUUUGUACUAUUUAGAAGUUCUAAUGUCAGUUUUCAGUUCAAGAUUAAUGGGACAGUUUGACAUUCACUGUUUGUAGUACUAGCAAAAUACUGUGAUUUUGAAUUAGACAUUAAUUCAAAUGGAAAUACUAUGUUUUGACACCAUAGUGCCCUUCUUACGAUCUCUAUUUUACUUUAAUCUCCUGCUUGGCCUUAUAUUUAAAUCCCUAUGCAACUGAUAUUUUAUAUCUCUGUUUUUAAAAAUUAGAUAAUAUACUUAAAUGAUCCCCUUGUAAACCACUUGUUGCUCUUUCCUGGUACAGGAUUUUAAGCUCUGUAUACUGUGAUCCUUUAUUUUACUAUGCCAGUUCCAAAUAAUAAUCUGCCUUGGUUUAGAAACGUUUUUUUGUUAUUUGGAAGAAGAUAGAGUUCUUUAAAUACGUGACUGAGUUAGGUCUAGAUAGAAAACUUACUAACACUUUUUUUUUUUUUUUACACAAACACCCUCAAGUAAGCGGUUGGUUUUGUUUUCCCACCCAAAUGUUUUAUUUUGUCCAGCUCAUUUAAAAGUUGAGCAUAGAGCUGUGUUGUUUUCUGGCAUGUUGGCCUUAGUACUGUGCCUAAUCUACCAUUGGUUGUUUCUCUCCCCUCACAGCCACAAUCUACAGUAUGUAAAUUAUCUUAUUCUUAACAAAGGUUCUUUUUAAAUUAGUAAUAUUUUGAUGCUUUGAAUGUUCAUUUUAAAAAAGAAACUAAACACAAUGCAUUUUGAGGUGAAUUUUAAAUAAAUCAAGUUGUUCAGUUUUGAUGUGUAAACUCUGUCCUGUGAAACAUCAAACCAAUGUUAAAGUGUCUGUGAAGGCACCAACCACGCUUCUUCAAAAUUGUAGAUUACCUCUUAGUACAUCGCAAAAAAAAAAGUACAGCUAAAACAAUUUUCAAAAUGAAUCUCUGAUUUCAAACCCUGCACCAAGCAGCUAAAUAAUCUGAAUUCCCAGUGUUCUGGGAGCCAGAAGUGACGUGAGCCAGGGGACUUUGAUGGCUCAUUCAAAAGUAGCUCAAAUUCCUAAAGAUUCUGGAGCUAUAGCUCAACUCUACUUUGACGGUCUUCCUAUCUAAUAAUAAACUGUUCUUUGCUGAUGCUACAGUUGGAGCACCCAUAGGCAUGGCGAGUACUUGGUAACUAAUGUAAUGAUAGUUUUGUUUUAGGAUGCUGGCUUUAAGCAUUUUAUCAGUGCGAUCACAGCAGUGCAUCUCCACUGCUGAGAUGCCUGUAAUUCAUUAACAGAUGUGGUUGGAUAAUCACUUUGCUGUUUAUCCUACAUAAUUGUUUCAGUGCUUGUCACUGGGGAGAAGAAUCUAUGCUGUGGACUUCUGCACUUGUGUGUGCACCCAAGGAGUAAGAUGAUCUUGGAAUAUUUCUAACUCAUGUUUCUUUAUUCUCUCAAUAGAUGGGAGAGUUUGAAGGAGAAAGUUUGGAAGAGCAGCUCAUCUUUUCCUAUCCCUAGCCCAUCUGUCCAUGAAACAUUUACCAGCUACACAACCAUGUAUUAUUUUUAAAACACUUCGGGUUCUUGUAAUCAAGCAGGGACACUUAUAUUUAGACAUCUAUACUGUUUUUUCAGAUGUUGUGAGCAUCUCUGAUAGUGAAGUAUAAAUGCCUAAAAUAAUCGGUUUCCUAAGAUGGCUUCUCUUGUUGAGCUAGUGAUACAAGGUGGUUUUGCUCCAAGUUUGCUGAUUAUCAGUCCUUGGUUUAUAGAUACACUUAUUCUUUCUUUGUUUUAAAUUUGGCAGCAUUCACAAUGUUAAUUGUUAUUAUGAUUGAGAAUCCACUCUUAAUUUCUAGGCUUUUUGCCUAACUUCUGUUAAUGAAAACAGCGGUUUUCAGCCUGUACAGACCAUAUAAUGCUAAGUAAUAGUCUGAAAUUUCUCUUUAAUUAGAUCUCUAAGCAGGUUUCUCCCCCUACUUCCAGCAAUAUAUUUUCUCUAUAUACUUGUCCAAAAUAUGUUCAGAAUCAGAGCCAUGAUACUAACUCUGGAUGAUACAUCUCAUUUUCACCUAUAAAGCUGGAGUGGGGCUUCAUGCUGCAGGUCUGUCUGAGCUCUUGAAUCGUCUAAGGAUGUGAAUAUUUAAUUGAAAAUGUGAAUCCUAGAAUUGUAGGUGUUAGAAAGAAAGCUAGGCUGAUGUUAGCCUUGUGUAACUUAGUUACCAGCUUUGUGAGAACGCCUUUAGUUAGAGGGAUGGAAACCCCAGUAGAUAUUGGUGCAGAAGUAGUUUGUGAGUGUUGUUCAUCGGGUGUUCUUUGUCAAACAGGUAAGUUUGGUUUUGUUUCACUAAAACAAUAUGUUAGUCGUGAAUAUAGUUUUCAUUGCUGUAUGUGUCAUAGAGUCAUUUUGAACUGCAAAUGUAUGUGUGUAAUAGGUCUUUUACACAACCAAAUACACAAAACCUUACUCACAAAAAUCAAAAGCAAAACUUACCACCUUGUGCACUAAGAUUGACUAAAGAUGGUUUGGUGUCACUUUAUGCUAUAAUCCGAACAACAUGUUACCUGCUAAGCACUAAUGGACACACUUUUACCCAGUGUCACGUAAUCACUGUUACCUCAUAAAGCCUAGAUGCAAACACACAGCUGUUAUGCUAAAAAUUUGUAAAGUGAUAUUGAAAAAAAUGAAACGAUAAAAAUGUGAUUGCCAGUCUUUUUUACUUUGAGGUUUGUAUCUAUGUAAAAAAAAAAAAAAAUUAACAAUCCAUUCACAUGUGGCAGUUGUGACAUAGUGCCACACGUAGGGCAUACAGACAAAUUACAGUCUUGCUGUUUUAAGUAAGUAAUUUAGAAUUCCUUGCUCCAUGUAGCUAAAUAGGGAGUGAUGGGCAGCUCUGUAGCUUUCACAUUGCACUAUGAGCUAAGCAAGAUUUUUAUCACAGUGAAAUUUAAGCUUAGCUACUGACUGCAGCAGUCAAU